This is a messenger RNA of Manihot esculenta (cassava), 1863 nucleotides long. RefSeq names its product NDR1/HIN1-like protein 12. The record is from RefSeq and is a predicted model, not a curated record. NCBI's taxonomy places the organism in Eukaryota, Viridiplantae, Streptophyta, Magnoliopsida, Malpighiales, Euphorbiaceae. The transcript has a single exon. Bases 1012 to 1716 code for a protein of 234 amino acids. Gene Ontology annotation, biological process: defense response to other organism.
AUCAUUAUAUAAUUUAUUUUAUAUAUUUCAAAUGUAAUUACCUAUCAUCAAUUGUCGAACAAUUGUCAGUUUUAUCUGAUACAACUAUUAAAGCAAAUAGACCUGAAUGCUAAGAUAUGGGGGGAUCUAAUCAAUGAAAACAAAAUAGAAAUAACAUAUUGAAGCACGAGGUGCAGGGCAUGGGCCCUCAAACUGUAUGAACUGGUCCAAUAGAUGUUGGAUCUGACGAGACAUUAUCCAAUAAAGAAGAACCAAGUAGAAAAGGCAAAACAAAGCCACUUAUUUAUCUCAUGCAAAAACACUGGCUUAAACUUAUCCACAUGUCGGUUGAAGGAACUGUCACCAGCGCCUCUACCAUGCACUAAUUCCCCAGACAGUGACAAUUAACAUGUUCUUGUUCUCCGGCCCCUCACUGUAACUCUGGAUUGUUUAAUUACAUUUUAAUUUUCUAGCAAUAUAUAUGCAUGGAUCUAAGAGGUUGAACUGUAGCGCAUAUUUUACAAUGGAAGACACCGUAAGCUGAAGCUGCUCAUUGCACAAUUAUUAAUUGUACCAGCCGCGAGCCUUCCAUGCCUUUCUUUAAAGGCCUUUCCCCAUCUCUUUUUGUUUUACUUUUUAUUUCUUUUAUUUUUGUCCUUUUAUGCUCUUAAUAAUAGUGGAAACUGGGAACGGAGAAAAAGCAAAGAAAAUUGAAAGUCGGAAAAAUAAAACCCACCAAAUUUUAAAAGAAAGGAAUGGAAAAAUUAAAGCAGAGAAGAAUUUCAUCCAUUGAUCCAUAUAAAAUCAAAAGAAAAAGAAAAUAAAGAUCAACUUUAGUUUGCAAGUGACGCAACUCUCACUUUCUUUUUUGUUCCGUUUGUCCCACAGAUUGUUCUUCUUCCUCUUCCUCUGCUUUUCUUUAUCAUAUGCGUUCGCCACCUUCACCACACAAACCCUCUGCUUUUCUCUCAACCUAACCGCCUUUCUUUCUCCAUCUUCUUCUUUUCUUUAUCAAUAUAAUAUCUUUUUUCCAUGGCAGAAGAGCACCAUCCAGAGGAAAACCACCAAGAAGUUCAACAUCCUCCACCCAAAAUAAACGAUGGUAAGGACCCUGAUUAUCGUCCUCACAAGUGCAAACGAAUGGCCCCAUUAACAUACGCACCCAGAGACCCUCGUCGUACUCUCUGUACAUUCAUCACCGUCUUCCUCCUCUUAGCAGGUGUCACUGUUCUAAUAGUCUGGUUAAUUUACCGACCCCAUAAACCCCAGUUCACUGUAGUUGGUGCUGCCAUCUAUGACCUUAACACCACAUCCCCUCCCUUCAUUUCCACGUCUAUGCAGUUCACUUUCGUCACUAGAAACCCCAACAAAAGAGUCACUAUCAUGUAUGAUAAACUUUCAGCUUAUGUUUCAUAUAGGAACCAAGCCAUAACGCCUCCAGUGGUGUUGCCUCCGCUUUAUCAUGAAAAGAAGAGCACGGUGACGUUGUCACCAGUGCUAGGCGGUGCCGGCGUGCCCGUAUCCGCAGAUGUGGCUAAUGGGUUGAUGAUGGAUGAAGGCUACGGGGUGGUGGCAUUGAGGGUGGUUUUGCUGGGGAAGUUGAGAUGGAAGGCUGGAGCUAUAAGAACAGGGAGGUAUGGAGUUUAUGUGAAGUGUGAUAUCUGGUUGGGGUUGAAGAAGGGCGUGGUAGGGCAAGUGCCUUUGCUAGGAUCUCCACAGUGCAAAGUUGAUGUGUGAAAUUAAGCAUUAUAUAAAUGUAUACUUAAUAAUGAAGGCUCUUGUUCUUGUUCUUGUUCUUAAUGGCUUUGCUUAAUUUUCCCUUUUAUGAAUUUCAGCGCAGCAGUUGUAAUUGCAUCUAUAAGACGAAGCAUCUUUCUUUUGUCA